CUGCUAUCGUGAUCAACAAUGACUAGAACAACUGUUGAAGUUUUCUUCCUGCUGCUGAUUUCGAGCAGCUAUGUUCAUGUUUUAAUCCGGAAUCAAUCUAAUUUACGUUAGUUUGAGGAGGGACUACACCUGUCUGACUGCUGACAGUCUGAACACAGCUCGGAAGGUUCAGAUCACUCAACCUUCCCACGAUGAUAUUAAGACCAGGGAUUCGCGUCGUCAGGGGACCGCAGUGGUCAGGGGGAGACAAUGACGGUGGCCCCGGACACCUGGGGACAGUGGUUGCCGUCCAUGAGCGCGGUCCUGGCCACGGCAAGGUGUCGGUGGUGUGGGAUGUGACAGGUGAAGAGAGGAUGCACUGUGCUGGCAGAAACAACAAGUAUGAGCUCCUCAUCUAUGACAACGGACCGGCAGGUGUAUACCAAUCAGCGAGAUGUAGAGCUUGCCAUUCCUCGUGUAUUGGAGGGAUGCGCUGGAAGUGUGCAGAGUGCAUCAACUAUGACCUUUGCACUUCCUGUUACUUUUCUGACUGUCACAGAACAUCACAUGCCUUCCUGCGAUAUACCACAGAAGACAGUACAAUUGUACGUGUGACUCCACGUGCCAGCUCCUUGAAACAAGAGGUGUAUGGGCUGGUAAAGGGAACUGAAGUGGUUCGUGGCCCCCACUGGAAUUCUGGUGAUGAGGACGGAGGACGGGGCAGCAAAGCCAAAAUUGAAGAAUUGGAGGAACAGGCAUCAGGAUGCUUUAGGGGACGUGUAAAAGUCAGAUGGCAGCACAACCCAGAUAAACUGUUUGGGUACAGCAUUGGAGCAGAAGGAAAAGUUCAGGUGGUGGCACUGUCACACACCCGCGGAGGCACCUACUAUCCAGAACACCUUCCUGAGCUUGAUGUAAUCAGCCCAAGCGAGACUCAUCUGCAAUAUGGUGACAAAGUCAUUGUUAAUGUCGACUUAGAAACAUUCCGAAAGCUUCAGAGUGAGCAUUCAACUGGCUGGAACAACAGUAUGCAGCAGUGCGUUGAGGAGGUUGGAACCAUUGUGAAGAUCGUGGAUCCAGAUCUUGCAAGAGUUCAGUAUGAAGAUGCUUAUAGUUGGACAGUUAUUCGUCAUCUUCUGACAAGGUUGAGUUCAUUCAACAAAGGAGACCAUGUCCAAAUCAUUGACAAUUACAACUGUUUCAUGGAACUGCAGGUUGGACAUGGGGGAUGGAAUAAGAAGAUGGAAGAAAUACUGGGGAAGAUCGGAACAAUUGUAGAGAUUGAUUCAGAUGGAGACCUCAAAGUGAACGUAGAAGGGCGGAGAUGGGUGUUGAAUCCUGUCGGCUGCACAUUGCAUUUCCAACCCAGCAUUCCAGUUAAUAAGCCUUCUAUGACAGAAAACACCGAAAGGCCAUUACCAACCCCCACUAUCAUGGAGAAGAUGGAACUAUUCAAACGAGAUUCAUCAAAGUCUGCUGAUGACAUUGAAGAGUUAAUGCAAGCUGCCAGUAGUGGAGAAUUUGAAAAGUUCAAGGCCUUCAUUUUGAAAAACCAGUCUAAGGCUGAUAGUAAAUUAAAAGGCCGCACAGCCCUUCAUGUGGCCUGUAACAAAGGUCGUACAGACAUCAUAAACUUCCUGCUCAACUGUGGGGCAGAUGUGAAUGUUGCUGAUGAUGAUGGGAACACACCUUUGCAUUAUGCUGCUGAUGGAGAGCAAGAUUCUGUGGUGGAGGAACUGUGCAAACGUGGUGCAGACAAGAAUGUCAGAAACACAAGUGGACAGACGCCCCUACAUCUUGCUGUCAUUCAGCAAGAUCUGCAGUGUGUCCGUACACUUUUGAACAAGGGUGCAGAUGUCAACAUCCAGAACAAGGAUGGAGAAACUCCGAUGCACAUUGCUAUUGAUCACAAAGUCACUGCAAUAAUCAAUCAUUUGCUGGACUGUGACUAUUUGGAUGGCAGUAAAGCCAAUAAUGAUGGGUUCAAUAUCAUUCACAAAGCAAUUGCUGGUGGAUUACAAAGUGUUGUGGAAGUGCUGAUAAAAAGGGAUGAGCAGCUGGCCUUGUCUCCUGGAGGACCACAUAACUUCACACCUCUGCACCUGGCUGUCAUUAAUGGAUGGACUGCAAUUGCUGGAUUGCUAGUAAACCAGGUCUUGGUUGACAUUAAUGCUCAAGACCAUGAAGGCCGCACUCCACUUCAUCAUGCAGUUCAUUCCUGCAGCCAGACUGUUAUAGACCUUCUGAUGAGAAGAGGAGCUGAUCCUAACAUUCAAGAUGAAAAUGGCAACACACCAGCACACCUUGUUCAAAUGCCAAGGCUGACCAGUGCAGCUCUGGUGAGCACCGAAGAGACUCUUCAAAAUGAAAUUUUAUGCAAGUUGACAGAGUGUGGUGCAGAUCUUGCCUUACAAAACAAUGAGGGCAAGACGCCACUUAGUCUCUGCAAGGCGCCUGAACUGAAACAGCAGUUGCUGAGAAUCCUUGCUGAAGUCAAAGCUGGACAUAAAGAGGAUGUACCCCCUCACUGGAACCCUAUGCCAGGGACAGAACUCUUUGUGGUGCCAUUAACUAACAGCAAUGCACUGACAGCAGAGGAAUACAAAAAUGUCAGAUACAAGUUCCUGAAAACCAUGGCUAAUGUGGAGAUUAUUUCUAUUAAGCGCAUUCAGAACCGUGCUUUAUGGACCGUAUACAAUGCUGCAAAGCAGACAAUGGAACGAAUAUACGGAAUUGGAGCUGCCAAUGAACGUAUACUCUUUCAUGGAACCUCUGCAAAAGCUGUUGAAGCAAUCCAACAUCAAAAUAUUGACCCUCUUCUAGCUGGCAAAAAAAGCGCAGCUGUUUGGGGGAAGGGAGCUUAUUUUGCUGUUGAGGCCAAAAUCUCUGAUAACUAUUCCACAGCUGAUGACUGGGGUUAUCGCUACAUGUUCAUGGCACGUGUACUUGUUGGGCGUUAUGCAAGGGGAGAAAGGGGUCUCAAGAGACCUCCUCCCUUGGACCGCAGACAGCCUAAUGCUCUUGCAGAUUCGGUUGUUGAUGAUACAGACUCACCAAAUAUUUAUGUUGUUUUUCGUCAUCACCAAAUAUACCCAGAGUUCUUGAUUCAGUACAGGUGAUCUUACAGCACUGAGAGUCAGUUGACUGAAUAUAUUUUUAUGAACAUUGACUGUUUCUAAAUUUGAUAUUGAGCUUUCUCUGAGCCACAAUGCCUAAUUCUGACAUUUCUAUAGUGAUCACCAUGGAAAGUGAGUCCUCAAAUCUCAUGUAAAUAUGUAGACUGGAAUCAUUCAAAUGAAACAUAUGUAGCACUUUAGAAGUGUACUGAGUUAUGUAAUUGUUAGUAGAGAGUCGGCGUCGAACAGCCCAGGACUGUCCCUUUCCCAACCCGUCUGCACACGUAAUAACCGACCUUGAGCUGCCCACCCGCGGCUACUGGGUCAUUGUUACAUCAGCAGUUAUGACGUUGCCGGAGCUGCCACCCGUGGCUACUGGGUCAUUGUUACAUCCGAACAACAUAGCCCAACCCUACACAGCCAAUUUGACGUGCUGGUUACACAUAAAAUUUUCCAUAUCCUGGGAUUAACAUUCUGAUUGUGUCACUGUUUACCUUAUGCUGAAUAGAUUAUUGAUUGGACACUUUAAAAACUUAAAAUUAUUGAUGAACAUUUGUGAGAGAUGUUUGCCAAAACGUAUGACAGUCUAUGAUGUCUUUCAGUUUGUGAUAUCAAACAAGUAUUGAGCUAUUUGAUAUUGAUAGGACUCCAGUUUGUUGCACGUUAUCUUAUUCCUCUUGAUUUUUUUUUUCAUUCUGUCUUGAGACACCAAAUAUAUUGAGCAAAACCUUUAUCCCCACUUCUAACUGAUAAACACUUUGAAAAAUUUCUGUUUAGAAAUUGCUUGCACUCAGAGUCUGAAGUAAAAGUCUGUUAUACCUGCCAGCUAUAUCCUGUAGAUACCGCUGUUAUUUAUUUCAUGAAAAUUUGUAAUUACGAAGUUUUUUAAAUUAUUUUUUGCUUUCCUACACAAGACUGCUAAUUGUUUAUGCUAUGAACCUACCUGAAAUCAAACAUAUUGGGGGAAGAAGGAUAUGAACAAUGAGAUGGCAUGCUCUGUAUUUUCUAUAUAAAUUUGUCUUUAAGAUUUGCAUACCUCAGAUGGGGUAAAAAAAUAAACAUGCUUUUUGCUUGAAA
Messenger RNA from Pomacea canaliculata, 4172 nucleotides. Its product is annotated as E3 ubiquitin-protein ligase MIB2-like. Lineage: Eukaryota; Metazoa; Mollusca; Gastropoda; Architaenioglossa; Ampullariidae. The transcript is spliced from 19 exons. The coding region runs from base 192 to 3098 and encodes 968 amino acids. Gene Ontology annotation, cellular component: cytoplasm. Gene Ontology annotation, biological process: protein ubiquitination. The record is from RefSeq and is a predicted model, not a curated record. Gene Ontology annotation, molecular function: zinc ion binding; protein binding; NAD+ poly-ADP-ribosyltransferase activity.